UCAAAUUUCAAUUUUCGCAAAAGAGGACAAGGGCUUCACUUCUAGAUCUGUUCUCCUCUCGCUCUCUUCCCCCGAUCUGCUUCUGGUGUGUCGUUUUCCCGUUCUUCUGUCUCCGCUCUGAUCGGCGGUCGUCGUCCACCUUUCUCCGUUGAUGGCCGUGACGCUGCAGCCUUAUUAACUUCUUUUUGUCCAUUUUGAACGUCCAUCAAUCUGAGGUUGAUUUUGCUUCAAAACUUUCGAGACGGUUUUUCUGCAACAUCUUUACAGUUUGAACAUUUUGCGAGGGGGAUCGUCUUCUAACUUGUAGAAAAUGGAAAAUUCAAAAAUUCAAGAGAUAUUGGAGAAGCAGGUGUUGACGGUGGCGAAGGCCGUGGAGGACAAGAUUGAUGACGAUAUUGCAGCGCUAGAUCGUCUGGACCUUGACGAUUUGGAGGCUUUGAGGGAGCGAAGAUUGCAGCAGAUGAAGAGGAUGGCGGAGAAGCGUAGUCGAUGGAUCUCCCUUGGCCAUGGCGAAUACUCUGAGAUUCCCGUCGAGAAGGACUUCUUCUCCGUAGUCAAGGCUAGUGAUCGCGUGGUCUGCCACUUUUACCGUGAAAAUUGGCCCUGCAAGGUUAUGGACAAGCACUUGAAUAUCUUGGCAAAGCAACAUAUUGAGACUCGUUUCGUAAAGAUCAAUGCCGAGAAAAGUCCAUUUCUGACUGAGAAGUUGAAGAUCAUUGUUCUUCCAACCCUUGCUCUUGUCAAAAAUGCAAAAGUUGAAGACUAUGUGGUGGGAUUUGAUGAGCUUGGUGGAACUGACGAAUUCAGCACAGAGGAAUUGGAAGAGAGGUUGGCGAAAUGUCAAGUCAUCUUCUAUGAAGGCGAAUCGUCCAUAAAUGUUUCAAAAUCUAGUGCACAAACCAGGAGGAGUGUGCGGCAAAGUGCCAGAGCAGACUCAUCAGAUUCGGAAUAAAUGAACAUUCCAGUUGUGGGAGGGUUACCGGUAUGCAUAUGCACUUGUUCUCGACAAAAAUUUGAGUGACCUUAUUAUGUUGUUCAUAUCGUCCCUUGAAUGGCAGAAAUGUGGCAUGUUUGCUUGCUUUGUUGCAA
Cucurbita moschata (crookneck pumpkin) is the source of this 1089-nucleotide messenger RNA. RefSeq names its product thioredoxin domain-containing protein 9 homolog. Lineage: Eukaryota; Viridiplantae; Streptophyta; Magnoliopsida; Cucurbitales; Cucurbitaceae. Bases 311 to 952 code for a protein of 213 amino acids. Gene Ontology annotation, cellular component: cytoplasm. The record is from RefSeq and is a predicted model, not a curated record. Gene Ontology annotation, biological process: microtubule cytoskeleton organization. The transcript is spliced from 5 exons.